This is a messenger RNA of Kwoniella shivajii, 3729 nucleotides long. RefSeq lists its product as uncharacterized. NCBI's taxonomy places the organism in Eukaryota, Fungi, Basidiomycota, Tremellomycetes, Tremellales, Cryptococcaceae. Bases 1 to 3729 code for a protein of 1242 amino acids. The record is from RefSeq and is a predicted model, not a curated record. The transcript has 3 exons.
AUGUCAUCACCUUCUAAAACACCUUCAAUCCCGUCUCGAAGUUCUUCUCAAUUAUCACUCGAUUCGCAUCUUUCCAGUCCUAGAAAGCGAUAUGACAAACCUACUAGCUCAAGCACCAGACCAUCGCUGAGCGACGGUAUCCGACCUCCUUCAGCCAUAUAUCUGGGUGGAGAGGAGACUUCUUCCCCACGUCGUUCAAGCGAAUAUCAUACGGACGAACCUCAUCAUCCCCCUCUUUCAUCUCCGCACAUACGUAUGACAUCAGGAUUCGCAGGUCUUCACGUUGGUAUCGGGAGUCCGAAGCUGGACUUCGGGAGAAGAGAUUGGGUAGGAUCAAAUAAAUCAUCAACUGAAACUUCUCCUGAAGUCAAACAAGAGGAACAUCCAAAUGUGGAUGUAGAACAAAAAGAUGAAGCAGAGACGAGAAAGGAAAACGAUCUAGUCGAUAGGAUAUCUGGUCUACCAAGUCCUCCUGGGACGGAAAGCGAUAUCGCUCCUGCAGGAUCCGCAUCUUCGAAGUCAACUGUAAAUGGCUAUAGCAGAGGAAAGAUGCCUUCUUCAGAAAGAAGUUCUCCUUCGACACCGAAAUCUCCGCCUUCUAUGCCUUUCCUUCGUACAUCUUCCACUGGUUCAGCGCAACUUCUCAUACGCCGAACAUCGUCUCGGUCGGGUUCAUCAACGAAUAUCCCUGAUUCUCCUCAACUUCGUAAAACCGGUCUUCGACCAAAACAUUCCCCUUCUUUAUCGACGCCACGGUCCACCUCUUCAUCUUCCAACUUGGCUGCAAGUCCAUCGGCAGUGGCAAAUCGCAGUACGGAACAAUCCCCAAGACGCAGCUCAACAGGAUUGUCGAGAAAUAGCAGUCGUUCUUCUAAUCUCAGUCUAGGUGAGAAACCAAAUCCGUCAAUUCGCAAAUCCCUUGCUCCACUUGAUACGAAGAAGGCCAAUUAUCCAGGAGAAAGAUUAUCAUCGCCUGAAAGAACAGCAAGACUUCCUCCCGCAAAUGCCAGUAUCGACUACUUUAAUGAGCGUUGUCACUCCAGAAGUUCUAGUAGGGACUUAAGGGAGGAAUCCGUGGAAGAAGAACCAGUGGAGAGUAGUGGCAUGUCGAGAUCAAAGUCGCAAGGCUCAGAACUGGAUGACAAGAUCAGAGAAGCCGAAGAAAGGAUAGCUCAAGCUGCUAUACAUCGGCGCAGGCGAUCUAUGGACGUCGAAAAGAAUUCCACUCCUUCUCGUCAGCCGAUCAGGCGACACGACUCUUAUUCUCGAACGACCGGGUCACCUAUGGCGGCGACUACUAGUUCUGGCCUAAAGAGAACCACGACACUCCUAUCCGCUCUGACUGAUUCACCGGCUGACUCCAUCCGAAGGGAAGACAAGCCUUAUGACACACCUGAGAAAGGCAACGAAGAAAGGGAAAGAAGCGGGGGAAGUAGCUCGAGCAGAAAAAGGAAAGGUCUACCUUCAGAUUUCAGGCAUAACAGUAGUCUGUUUACUCCCUCGCCUCAAAAGUUAAAGGGAGGUAUCGUAGAUGACGCACCUGGUUCUACACGAUCGUCCCGACUGCGACAGUUCAUCGACUCUCCUUCAGACUACCACUCGUCCUCCCCUAUACCAAGCAGAUUCUCGACCAGCUCUCGUCGGUCAGGAGAGCAAGAAACCGUACCUUCGCCUUCCAGAGGUAAUCAUAACGUUGAUGGACUUGAGAGAUCUUCCAGUAUGGCCGGCAUUAGAGGGGAAACUUCAGGUCACCCGAAGCGUAACUGGAGUCAGUCAAUCUCUGGACUACCUCGAGCCAGCGAAGAACUUGAUCCGAGGGCACCACUUAGAGAACGAUUCCGCUCUGAAACGGUAUUGGGUGGACCCAGCGACAGAUCGACCUACCAAUCAAGGAUGGGAGAAGGGAGAAGAGGGAUGAGCACACUGGUCAGCGAGAGAGAUCUGUUAUCUGCGUCAUCGAGAUCGAGACUUGGAGCUUUGGGACCUGGAGACUCAGUAUCUGCUGUAGGAGCACGAAGUGAAAGAGGAGAGAGUAAAGACCCCUUGGAAAUGAUCAAACGAUUGGAAGAACAAAGAGCUGAAUCGAAGAGAAGAUGGGAACAUAUGCCUCGACCAGCGACUUCAAUGUCAGGUAUCAGAGAGAUGUACAACAAUCCACCAGGUUCAGCUCCUACUGAUCCUCUUCGACAUCGAAGAAGCAUCGAUCAUGAUUCACCUCUAAGUCCACCUUUCAUCCGAGGUGGAGCGUCAAGGUUAGGCAUGAGGGGAGCUCCUUCGACAGAGCCCAGAUCCAUGAGGAGUAGCACUUCUCUAGGCGGUAGAUCUUCCGCGAACUUCGAUCUCGGUUCAUCAUCAACUGAACAUGGUCGAUUACUGUUUGAAGCUUUCCGAGUUUUAGACUCGAGGGUGGGUCAAGAUAUCCUUGGCACUCAGCCUGAGUUGAUGAGGACGUUCCAUUCAGCCACCCGAACAUCUGAAACGAUAAACUCAUCCGUCCGGAAUGCAUUGCAGCUGGCAUCUCAAAUAGCCAUCGAUGCGGAACUCGACGAUCCAGUCAAGGUCCGACACGAAUAUAGUAAUCUUGCUUUCCUGCUGAGAGAUGCUGGAAGGGCAAGCGAGCAAAAUAUUAGAGAUAUGACAAGGAUUUUGCUUGAUCUUCCCAAGAUACUACGAAUUCAAGCUAGUACAAGCGGAAUGACUUCUUCUACAUCCGGUGGUAACGGCCAUUCGGUUGAUAACGGGAGGUUAAGAAGAUCUGAAUCAGCUUCUCUAUCAUCUAGUAGGAAUGGUAUAAUGUCAGAAGAAAGGGCAAGAAGAUGGCAACCUACUUCACCAGUCAAUCAACUCGACCGAUCACCUUUACAAGGACGUUACAGUAUGGACUCGCCUAGAAGGUCAAACGGUUUACUUCGAUCAUCAACUUCAAUGGCAGAUAGUUGUGCACCGCUCUCAUCUUCCAAAUAUUCGAGGGACAAAGGCACGAAUAAUAACCUCAGUAGACCUGGAUCAACUGUUUCGUCUCUUAUGUCGAAAGUCAAAUCGAUGACACCGAGAAAAUCCUUUUCGUCACAUUCUCCGAAACUUGAUCUGUCAACUAUCGAACAGUCUCCUCCACCACCUCUACCUCCUCUUAAUCACAAUUACAAAGUCAUGAAGCAGACAAGCCCUGCCAAAUCGCCUGAAAGACCACGAAACACUCUCCGGAAGAAAACUUCAACGUUGAGCACCAACACGAUCAAGGGAUCCACAUCGACGUCUAAUUUCUUGCCUACUUCAUCCGGUGUGAAACCCACCACGGCAAUCAGUCAAAUCACAGCGGGUGAUUCGAGUCCUCCAGCAUCUCUGAACGGAUUGGGGAUUGGAACAAGUGGAAUGAAUAAGACUCACAUACAAUCGAAUGAAGAGAGAAUUGACGAACCAAAUUCACCGAUGUCAAGAUUCAGCUAUCGUUCGCAGAAAUCAUACCGAACACGAUCACACGGAAAUGGUCAUGGUCACGAAAGGACUGGAAGUUAUGAGACUUUAGACGAAUCUGACGAACCUGGUGGAGGUGAACAACACGGUAGUGAUGAUAUUGGAGGUAGUUACGAGACUGACGCUGUUUCGUUAUUGGAACAAAGACUAGUUCAAGCUUCGAAAAUGAGAGAUGAACGAGCAUCGGAAGAUAAAGAUGAGUUGAAGAGACCAAGUCUAAGUGAUAGGUUCAGAGCGAGUCUGAGGAAAGGUUAA